ACAUUGCUACUCACAGAUACACUCGCACACACACACACACACACACGGACACACGCGCUCAGCUUUUGUAUUGACGCACUCGACAACGAUGAGAACCGCGUCAAAGCAACCCAAGUCAGUCAGUCAGUCAGUCAGCCAGCUCCCCGGUGAGCUUUAGUCGUUGUCGGCAAUCCACGUCGUCACAGUUGCCCCAUUCGCAAAUUGAACGUUGACGCGAGCGCGUCGCAUGCACGGAGAACACUUGUUAAAUACAAAUUGCGUACAUUCGAUGUGUUUGGCGAGUUGAAACUUAAAAAAAAUAAAAACAAAACAAAACAAAACAAAAAAGUAAUCAUCGAAAUUAAACAUCAGCAAUGACAUUGCGUGGGGCAAAUGUGAUUUGGUUUCGACAUGGCCUCCGCCUGCACGACAAUCCCGCCUUGUUGUCCGCUUUAGCUGACAAAGAUUACGGAAUUGCACUGAUACCCAUAUUCAUAUUCGAUGGCGAGAGCGCGGGAACGAAAAGCGUUGGCUAUAAUCGGAUGCGCUUUUUGCUGGACUCGCUGGACGACAUCGAUAAGCAGCUGAAGGAGGUGUCGGAUGGACAAGGUGGCUUGCUUAUUUGUGAGGGUCAGCCGACGGACAUUUUUCGGCGGCUGCACGAUCAGGUGCGUCUGCAUAAGAUCUGCGUGGAGCUUGACUGUGAGCCCAUCUGGAACGAGCGGGAUGAGGCGAUAAACAAUUUGUGCCGCGAACUGGGCAUCGAGUACGUGGAGAUGGUAUCGCAUACGCUGUGGGAUCCACGUACGGUCAUCGAUACGAAUGGCGGCAUUGCACCAUUAACAUAUCAAAUGUUCCUGCACACGGUGCAUAUUAUUGGAUUACCGCCACGUCCUGUGCAUGAUCCGCAAUUCGAUGGCGUUGGCUUUGUGCAGCUGUCUGCCGAGAUGCGCAGAGAGAUUGGUUGUUUAGAGAAGACACCGUCGCCGGAACACUUUAACGUCUACAGUGACAAUAUGGGCACUCUGGCGAAGAUCAACUGGGUCGGUGGCGAAUCACAGGCACUGCUGCUGCUGGGUGAACGGCUCAAGGUUGAGCAGCAUGCCUUUGAGCGGGGCUAUUAUCUGCCCAACCAGGCAUUGCCCAAUAUUGUGGAUAAGCCAAAAUCGAUGAGCGCCCAUUUGCGUUUCGGCUGCCUGUCUGUGCGCCGAUUCUAUUGGAACGUUCACGAUCUCUUCAAGAAUGUGCAGCUGCGCGCUUGUAUUCGAGGCGUCCAAAUGACUAGUGGUGCUCACAUCACCGGACAGCUAAUAUGGCGCGAGUAUUUCUAUACGAUGUCCGUGAAUAAUCCGCAAUAUGAUCGAAUGGAGGGCAACGAGAUCUGCCUGAACAUACCGUGGGCCAAGCCGAACGAGGAUCACCUGCAACGCUGGCGCCUCGGCCAGACUGGCUUUCCACUGAUCGAUGCCGCAAUGCGACAACUACUUGCCGAAGGUUGGCUCCAUCAUACACUACGCAAUACGGUGGCCACUUUUCUCACCCGUGGCGGUCUCUGGCAGAACUGGGAGUUCGGGCUGCAGCAUUUUCUCAAAUAUCUACUGGACGCCGACUGGUCUGUCUGUGCCGGCAAUUGGAUGUGGGUAUCCAGUUCGGCGUUUGAAAGGCUGCUCGACACCUCACAGGUUUCCUGCCCGGUGGCGUUGGCAAAGCGAUUCGAUCCCAAUGGCGUCUACAUCAAGCAGUACGUGCCAGAGCUACGGAAUGUGACCAAGGAAUUCAUCCAUGAGCCGUGGCGAAUGACGGCCGAACAGCAGGAGAUCGCCGAGUGUCUCAUUGGGGUGCAUUAUCCGGAGCGCAUCAUUGAUCUCUCGCUAGCCUCAAAGAGGAAUAUGGCGGCUAUGAAGGCGCUGCGCAAUUCAUUGAUUGAGCCGACGCCGCAUUGCCGGCCCUCCAAUGAGGAGGAGGUGCGUCAGUUCUUUUGGCUGGACGAGUGAAGAAAUGAAAUGCCAAUUAUCUAUAUUUUCAAGUGUAUCUUUGUUGUAAUACUGUACCAAUAUAUGAAUGUUUAUACUGUGUGUGUAUAAUAAAAUUGUCGCUUAUAUAUACAUAUA
Molecule: messenger RNA, 2090 nt
Organism: Drosophila grimshawi
Lineage: Eukaryota; Metazoa; Arthropoda; Insecta; Diptera; Drosophilidae
Gene: cry
Product: cryptochrome-1
Exons: 4
Coding region: 354-1973 (539 amino acids)
Biological process (GO): circadian regulation of gene expression; entrainment of circadian clock by photoperiod
Cellular component (GO): nucleus; cytoplasm
Molecular function (GO): DNA binding; FAD binding
Source: RefSeq, a predicted model, not a curated record